Messenger RNA from Enterobius vermicularis (human pinworm), 3348 nucleotides. Lineage: Eukaryota; Metazoa; Nematoda; Chromadorea; Rhabditida; Oxyuridae. The record is from the annotation of a GenBank genome assembly.
AUGACUAGCUCAAGUUUUUUACCGGUGAUCAAUUGUUACCAACUUCCCCUAAAAGCAUUACGGAAACAUUCUGUUGCUGACAGAAUUAAGCAUGCUACUCACAAUGCUAUAAAUGGAGUUCUAGCCAGAAUCAUCAGUGUAAUAAAUGAGGGUUUUCCAAAACUUAUACAUAAAGUUGCAUUCUCAGGCCUUAAAAACUUAACUAGUUGCCAAACAGACUCCACCAAUCUAAAACCAAAUUGCGAUGACCGUACUAAGGGAAAUGCGCUUGCACGAAGAGCGUCUGAAAGAAGGUCGGUGCCCAUUUAUUCUAUGGCCAAAAUCGCAAAUCGUAUGACACUUUCUCUUUUAUAUACAUUCAUUUGGUUUCUUCAAGACGGACCUUCCGUAACAAACGAUAAAAAAUCAGUAUUUUGGCAAAGCGCCUAUCUUGAUCAGUACCGCGCUGUGAUAAAAAUGAUACCAAAUACGGGUCAGGCUUCGUCACAGUAUGUUUUAUCACAGCAACAGCAUCUCCAACAGCAACAGGCAGUUGGGACAGCGCGUGUGGGACCUUCAAAUAUCCAGCAGGCAUCAGUGACAAUAAUGCCUCAUAUUGAUAGCUUGAUUAAAACUUUAUCUGAUGCUUGCCAACGUGAUGAUCUAAGAUUAAAAGCUUUACAGGAAAUUAGUAACAGUUUUGAAGAAGUGUCACUCACUCCUGCGUAUCAUUCUCUUAUCAGCAACUUAUUGAAUGCUUUUUCGAAGAUUUUCCAGGAUACCGUUCCUCAGUUUAUUGCUGAGAAUAAUACGCAGCAACUGCGUAAGCUUAUGUUGGAAAUAAUCCUAAGAAUGGGUUGUAAUGAGACUGUCAAGCAACUUGCAAAGUCGGUGCAAAUUCAACUUGUAAAAACAAUUCAGACUGAGAAUGAGGAAAAUGCUCUUAUAGCUAUGAAAAUAAUGACUGAACAUAUGCGUGGAUUUCGUCUGCAGUUCUUUCCAGAGGUCUCAACACUGCUGUCUCAUUUUAAAUCUAUGUAUCAAGAAAUGCCUCAUAAUGUUAGUGAAAGAAGGAUGUUUGAACAACGCAGUCAGAUAAAUCAUACUGGAACAACAUCUAACACGGAAGAAAGUAUUAUUGAGUCGUCUCUUCAAUACUGCUUUACACAUACAAUUGUUUAUCUUCCUGAAAGCAAUCCAGAGGCUGUUCAGCCAAGUGGUUAUUCUUUGAUUCCUAGGGCAUCACAAAGUAUUAAGGUGCUGGCAGAAAUCCCUUCCUUCUUGUUAACUCUUUGUCAGCUACACCGACAUAAUAUUAAAAAUGAGUUAACGGACUUUAUGCCUUUAAUCAUUCAAUUUGUGAACUUAUCUAUUCCUGCCGACCAAAAAGCCAGUCAAAUAUUCAGUAUGCCCUUAGCUGAAGAGUUUUACAACUCUCAAGUUCGAGCUUUGAGCUUUCUGGGGAUUAUGGCAAAAACGACAGUGUUUAAUAUGACCGAAGUUAUGAACAGACACUCAGCUUCUUUAAUACAAGGAAUAGUGCAAUUAAUGGAGCGAUGCCCAAACGACACUUUAUCAAUGCGUCGUGAAUUAAUCACUACUGCGAGGAAUUUCUUUCAGUGCGAUAUGCGUACAAAAUUUAUACCAAUACUCCCACGUCUUUUUAACGAAAGUCUGUUGUUGGGGACAGGGUUUACAGUUGUUGAUAACAUGAGGACUCACUUGUAUACUAUAUUAGCCGACCUUGUACAUCAUCUUCGUACUAAUCUCUCCUACAACCUUUUAUGUUGUUCUGUAUAUACAUUUGUUAGAAGUAUACAUGACCAGUCACUACCUCCUACUGUGCAGUCAAUGUGCUGUAAACUUGUCAUGAACCUCAUUGAUUCAACACCCAGAACAACCGUUACUAAUUAUGUACAGCUGUACUUCUCUCAUAGGAAGCGUUUCUACGCCUUAUGGAGUAUUACGGGCCGGGAUAUAUUGCUGUGGAUUAUGGAAAGUUAUGUUCGGAAAUUCCGAGUACUUGCCGAAUAUCAUGUCCCGAUGCUUAUCGCUAGAGAUGGCGCAAACAUACCCGACUUGCGUUUUAAAUCAGACGAAAGGAUUUCUCGGCUAAAAAACGAGAAACUGUGUGCGAGGUCUGGUGACAUAGAUGGAAGAAAAGUGUGUGGACCAGAAUUUGGAAAAGAACUUACACCGUCAAGUGUAGGAACGGCUGUUGGUGAUUCUGAAAUGGAAUGUACUUCAAGUUUAGAGAGGGAUGGUACACACUGCUGUAGCGAAUUACCUCCACCAACAAAAUUUGGGAAGUUACAAACCCCAAAUGAAAUCCUGGUUCAUUAUUGGGCGUUAAAUGCGCCACCAAUGACAUUUAGCGAUGCAAAAUCAAUGUUGCGGGUUCUGGCACAGGCUUGCAAGCAUACUGUACAUGGACUUAACAAAACUCAUUUAACAAACCUGAGCCCAUCUGCGACGCAUGAAGCAAGGUUAAUGGAACGCCUAUUUUAUUACGGCUUGAAGUGUUUGGACGCAUAUGUUUUAGCGCCUCUUUAUCCGGGUGUUUUUAUGCCGUCUCCCUCUAUGCAAAAGUCUGGUUUCAACGGUUAUCGUUCUAAAGAUGAGAAAGAGGUUUUGGAAUGCUUCUCUGGCAUUUUUACUGCUUUGAAUCCAACAAUGUUUAAAGGCAUUUUUUCAAAAUAUAUUGAGGUCAGUUAUUUAUGUUGUUAUCUUUUGCUAAAAUUUAUUUUUUUUAUUGAAAGAAUAUCGCGAAAUCCCUCACUACAACUAAUUUGUAAUGCCUUUCUUGUUACUCCUUCGACUUCAGCGAAGUGCGCAGACGUGUUAAUUCGCUAUCUGAUGAAGAAACUGCCAGAACUAUCUGGUUCAUUUUCAAGUCCUAUAUCUCAAUUUAUCUUUUUCAAAUCCACGUGGCAUUUAGAAAAAAGUAAUGAUAUGACCACUUUGUACCUGAAGCUGUUCAAACUCGUUUUCUCUUCGAUAUCGAGUCAGUCAACGGGAUCUGGUUGCGCUGAAAUUGAGAAGAUGCUACAACCUUAUCUCCACGAUAUGGUUUAUGAAUCUAUGGAACUAGCACUUCGUGGUCGUGAGCCAAUGAAUUACCUUCUGCUUUUGAGGGCUCUGUUCAGCGAUCUUACAAUUUAUCUGGAUAUCUUUGAACUUUGCAGGUCGAUAGGGGGCGGGAAUUAUGAUUUGUUAUAUCAAGCUUUUCUCCCGUUAUUACCUACUUUACUUCAACAGAUAAAUCGUUUACAAAGCAGUGCGCAUCGGCAACAAAUGAAAGAAAUUUUUGUUGAGCUUUGUUUGACUGUACCUGUAAGGCAUGUUUUUUUUUUUUAUUUUUUAUUAUGA